CUCGCGCGCAGCACACCGUACCGUAUUACUCUAACUCCUUUGCUCGCUCACCCCAAUACCUGGCCUGACAGACUUUGCGUUCCGCCCUCGGCAUACGCGAUGGCACCGAACAACAACUCGGCGGAGCAAAACUUUCGCUCCAACCUCUCGCAAUUCCGCUGGGCCACGGGAAACACCGACGACUCCCAAGCUCAACAACAGAGCGGUCCUUUCGCGAGGUUCUACAACUCGGUCUCGACGGGAGUCGGCGGUUACAUACCGCUGAGGAGUAGCGAGAGGAGUAACGAAGAGGAGGCUUACUUCGCGCUAUCCAGAUGGGAAAGGUUACUCGGCUUCGGAGCCUGUCUGCUAGGAGCUGCAGUAUGCUUCUUCGUGGCGUUCUUGACACUACCAAUGCUGGCCAUACGUCCGGCCAAGUUCGCGCUGGCGUUCAGCUUGGGGAGCUUGCUCGUGAUGUUUGGCUUCUCGGUCCUCAUCGGCCCCAUAAAUCACAUCAAACAUCUUAUCUCGAAAGAGCGGUUACCCUUCACGGUGGCCUACUUCUCAAGUCUUGCUCUUACUAUAUACUUCUCCGUGGGGGUUCACUCAUACCUUGGCGCUCUCUUAUGUGGGAUUGUCCAGGUGGUAGCUCUCGUUUCAUAUGUGCUCGCGUACUUCCCGGGCGGUAUACAGACACUCCGAUUCGGGGCGUCGAUGGCGUUCAGAGGGGCUGGCAGUUUAUUGCCUAUAUGAGUGUCUGUACCGCGUUCCAUGUAACAUUAAUACCCAGUAUACAUUCUCC
Messenger RNA from Punctularia strigosozonata HHB-11173 SS5, 781 nucleotides. RefSeq names its product SFT2-domain-containing protein. The coding region runs from base 100 to 732 and encodes 210 amino acids. Gene Ontology annotation, biological process: vesicle-mediated transport. Gene Ontology annotation, cellular component: membrane. The record is from RefSeq and is a predicted model, not a curated record. NCBI's taxonomy places the organism in Eukaryota, Fungi, Basidiomycota, Agaricomycetes, Corticiales, Punctulariaceae. The transcript is spliced from 6 exons.